Lobosporangium transversale is the source of this 2719-nucleotide messenger RNA. Its product is annotated as Transglutaminase-like superfamily-domain-containing protein. NCBI's taxonomy places the organism in Eukaryota, Fungi, Mortierellomycota, Mortierellomycetes, Mortierellales, Mortierellaceae. Bases 198 to 2528 code for a protein of 776 amino acids. Gene Ontology annotation, molecular function: DNA binding. The record is from RefSeq and is a predicted model, not a curated record. The transcript has 4 exons.
UAUAUACUCCUGUGCCCUCACAAUAUGUAGAUCUUGCAUUGGUAUCAAGGACUUGCAGCACUUGGAAUAGGCUAGCGUGGAAGAAUAGCUUGUGGCAACGCCUCUGUUUAGAGCGCUGGAGAACUUGGCCACUCCCUCCGUCAUAUUCAUCGUACUACAAAAACCAGUAUAGCUACUCAGAUGGCCGACUCGAUGGAAUGCUUGAUGGAAUGUCGAUAGAUUCACAAAAAUCGGGGUCAUUCUUGUCGCUACCAGAUUCUUUAACUGACCUAUAUUCACCUGAGCGGUGGUACUCGACUUCUUAUCCACCGUACGGAUUCGACACAUGGAAGGAAGUCUAUAGAGAGCGGCAUGAGAAGGAUGGGAUCGUUCGAGUGUUGCUACAGGAAAUGGUGGAGGACCCCAGGAAUAGGGUGCGUCAUAUGGAUGGUAUCGCGGAGGUUGGUGUGGUUCAUGCACGCGAUGUUUUAGAAAAUAUUAUUGCAGGGAGAAACGGCGAGGUGAAGAAUCUUACUCGGACAUACUAUGCCCGGAAAACGCUCAAAAGACUUCGACGAGGCUGGGUACUUGACCAAUGGCGUGCAUACCGUUCCAAUAGCCAGAACUUCCCCAUCUGGCAGGGAUGUGCACUUAUGGCCAUGUUCUCUGAUCAUGAACUGGAGCUGACAGACAUUGAAGAUCAAUUUCAGGAGCUUGCAGACGGAUUUCUUGAAGACUCUCCUAUACCCGAACAAGGAGACCAUAGCCUAGCAACAACGCCACCUAUUGUAUCGAAUACAUUUGAUAGAGGCAACUCUGAAAACUCGUCAUUGGAUGACUGGAAUAAGAGGUGCUCUAGGUGGUUUGAGACUCAGAUCAAUCGCCUUAAGCACUUGAUUCGAUUUUUUACGCAAGAGAAGGGAUUUAAGGGUAACACCGAAAAUUAUUACGACCCAUUCAAUAGCUUUAUCGAUAAGGUAUUGGUGCGCAAGGUUGGCAUUCCAAUAUCGCUGAGUAUUAUCUUCGCAGAGCUAGCACAGCGGGUAGGGAUUGCAGGAGUGGAGUUGAUGGGAUUCCCGCAACAUUUUAUGAUCCGCUAUCGCCCAUCAAUGCUUGACCGCUCAUUGGAGCCCCAGGUAUCGCUAUCAGAAGCAGCGCUAGAAGCUCCAACAUUCUACCUUGAUUUGUUUCAUCCGCCCCAUCGGUUACUGUCAACAGAGGAGUACGAAAGCUACUUUUCUGUCUUGAAUAUACCGCGCCCAUCCAACAUCUACAGAGAUUUGCCAACACCACCACUAGAAAUCUUCCUAAGAUGCCUUCGGAACAUUAUUCGUGCGGUGGAACAGACCGGAGGAGCAGGGAGGAUCGGGUCCGACCAUCAAACAAGUCUAUAUUCUGGUAUCACUCAACUACUUGCAUUGCAUCCUGGUGAAGAAUGGGAACUGUACGUUUUGUGGCUCAAAUACCUUAGUAACUUCUGGCCAGAGGAUAUCGGAUUUAUCCGAACAUCCAUUGAGGAUAUGGAAUUGAUGGAUCAUCGACGGUCUGUAACUAAAGCUUAUGUGUCAUCCACUAUUUCACCCUCACAGAAUCAGCAUUCACAGCACCAGCAAUCAAGCCAUACCUCAGAAUUCCAUCGAGGAAGGCUUCAUGAGGCGGCAAGUCGCUCCGACACUCAUUUUGCAUCAACGUCCAAUGAAAUAAUCAGAAUAAUGAGGGCCCAAGUCAGAGAGCUUGAAAGGAUGGAUGAGGAUGUAGAUGUUGGUGAGAUCCGUCGACGGAAACGACCCAAGGCUUCACCUGAUGCUGAUCAAAGCGACGCAGCCCAACUUCGAUCUGAAGCGCGAUCUCCUGAUCAGUACAUCACUGGAGUAAGCCAAGCAUCAUCGUCAUCAAUGCUUGGUGAACAGGUCAAUAGCUCUAUUGAGAUGGAAUCGGAUGAGCACCCCCAUGCUCCCACGAGCAGGAUUAUAGCUCUGUUUGGAAACGAAGAACGUCGGCGACCUGAGCCUAAAUAUUAUGUUGGUGAAGUUUUUCGGCAUUUGAUUUACCGCUAUACUGGAGUCAUCUAUGGAUAUGAUCUGAAAUGUGAGGCUCCGGACUCAUGGAUCCAAUCUAUGGGUGUUGACUUACUCCCUCAUGGAAGAAAUCAACCUUUUUAUAAUGCUCUGUUGGCUGAUGGUUCAAAACGAUAUGUUGCGCAAGUGAAUAUCCAAGCCCUUUUCCGAGAAUAUAGGUCGUCUAAUCCUAUUUUAACUCAUUCUAUAACCUCAUCUGCAGCGGAUCAAAUUCAAUCUAAUGAUUCAGAAUCAUUAGUGUCAUUCAGUCAGACAGAUUCAACUUCAACAGAGCCAGUAUUAGCAGCGGCAGAGUCAUCGGCUGUUACACCUGUUACAGAGUCAGCGCUGCCCACGCUUCAGUUCUCGGAGUUGGGACCACUUGAGAUUGAAGCUGUGGGGCAAUAUUUUGAAGCCUGGGACGGACAACGUGGCUACUACAUCAUGAAUAAAGAGCUUCGCAAGCUUUAUCCUACAGAAGAUUAUCUGUAAAAAAAUAAAUAAAUAAAUAAAAUAUCUCCGAAUACCAUGCCAAGUUUAUUUGAAAGCACACAGAAGGUCGAGUGAUUAACCUUAUAGGGAACCAUGUCCACGCAAAUGUGUUCUUUGUAUCUGUUAUACUAUUCCUCUUACAUCCUUUCAAAAAGAAAAAAAAUCCCGAGACAAUUUUGUGGAUCAAGUGU